ACUAAUAUCUAUAGGCUAUAAGAAGCCAUUGGAGAGGGAUGACUUCUUCGAACUGAAUGAAAGUGAUUCACCAUACAGUGUGUGUCCUAACUUUGAAAAGCAAUGGAGAAAAGAAAUCCAGAAGUCUAGCACAGGACUAAUGGCUUCUGACAUCAAAAGAGUGCUAUUUAAGAAAACAAAUUUCCAUAAACCAUCUUUAAUUUUGCCAUUGUGGCAAACAUUUAAAUUUUUAUUGAUUAAAGUUGCAUUUCUGAAAGUUGCAGCUGACAUUCUGGCUUUCAUGAGUCCACAAAUAAUGAAAGCAAUGAUAAUGGUCAAUGAAAAUCAUCCUAGUUCACAUGGGAGUGGGUAUGGCUAUGCCAUUGCCCUGUUUUUUGUAGUUCUCUCACAAACUCUUCUCCAUCAGUUAUACCAGCGUAACAACAUGCUUACUGCAGUCAAAAUCAAGACUGCAGUUGUUGGCCUGAUAUACAAAAAGGCCUUAACUUUAGCAAAUUCCUCGCGACGAAAAUACACAACUGGGGAAAUUGUUAACCUGAUGUCAGCAGAUACUCAGCAACUCAUGGAGCUAACUCUAAACAUCAACCUGUUGUGGUCAGCACCUUUUCAGAUCAUCAUGGCUGUCGUCUUUCUGUGGAAAGAACUUGGCCCCUCAGUCCUAGCAGGUGUUGCACUGCUUCUUUUGGUUAUACCUAUAAAUGCGCUCAUUGCAGCCAAAGUAAAAAGAUUGAAGAAAAGCCAAAUGAGGUAUUCGGAUCAACGAGUCAAACUACUAAGUGAAAUGUUACAUGGAAUAAAGAUCCUCAAACUUUACGCAUGGGAACCUGCAUAUCAAAGGAAGGUCAUGAGCAUUAGAGAACGUGAAGUGGAUGUUUUGAAGUCAUCUGGGUAUCUGAUGACUUACUCCAUGCUAACAUUGACGUGCAUUCCUUUUAUGGUCUCAUUGGCUACAUUUGGAGUCUUCUUUCAUCUGGACAAAGAGAAUGUUUUAACAGCAACUACAGUUUUUACAUCUAUUUCUUUAUUUAACAUCUUGCGACUGCCUUUGUUUGAUUUACCAUCUGUGAUCUCUGCUGUAGCCCAGACCAAAGUUUCUCUGAGCCGUUUGGAGGAUUUUCUGUGUGCUGAGGAUCUUAACCCUGAGGAUGUCAAUACAAACUACAGUGGAAAUUACGCUGUUGGAUUUAUUGGUGCUUCUUUCCGCUGGGAAAAAAAUGGCCCCCCAGUCUUAAAAAACUUGAAUGUCAGCAUUCCUGAAGGCUCUUUAGUUGCUGUUGUGGGACAGGUUGGAUCUGGAAAGUCAUCUUUUCUUUCUGCUAUUCUUGGAGAAAUGGAGAAACUUGAUGGAACAGUUCAGAGAAGAGGUUCAGUGGCAUAUGUUUCUCAGCAGGCUUGGAUUCAAAAUGACAGUUUACAGGAAAAUAUUCUCUUUGGUUCAAAUCUAAAUAGGCCAUACUACGAACUUGUUUUAGAGUCUUGUGCUUUACUGCCAGAUUUGGAACAGUUACCGAAUGGAGACCAAACAGAGAUUGGAGAAAGGGGUGUCAAUAUAAGUGGAGGGCAGAAGCAGAGAGUGAGUCUCGCUAGAGCUGUGUACAGCAAUGCUGACUUGUAUCUUCUGGAUGACCCCCUGUCUGCUGUAGAUGUACAUGUUGGGAAACAUCUUUUUGAGAAGCUAAUUGGCUCUUCAGGUCUCUUGAAAAGCAAGACUCGUAUAUUGGUGACCAAUAACCUAACACUCCUGCCUCACACUGAUCUUAUAAUAGUAAUGGAAGAGGGCAGAAUAAGUCAAAUGGGGACCUACCAAGAACUCAUUUCAAAGAGAGCUAAUUUUGCUGAGCUUAUUCAAGUCUUCAGCACAGAGCAUACAAGUGAAGAGACAACUCCAAUGGAAGUGAGUUCUUCAAAAGAAGGCGGCCAAUUAGGGAGGAGUCUGCAACAAAGAGCACUGCUGAAACAUAAAGAUUCUUCCUUUGAUCAAUGGAAAAUAUUCACUAACAAUAAAGAAAAAGUUGCCACUGGUGGUAUUAAAACGUCCGUUGUUUUGAAAUACCUCCAAGCCUUUGGCUGGCAGUGGAUGUGGCUAACCAUAGCUGCUUAUUUAGGACAAAAUGUACUAGCCAUUGGACAAAAUCUAUGGCUUAGCACCUGGACUGCAAAACCAGCAAAAGUUACUGAUUUCACAGAAUGGAAACAAUCACAAAUCUAUAAACUUCGUAUCUAUGGGCUUCUGGGAUUCAUACAAGGUCUUCUCGUUUGCUGCGGUGCUUACGUGCUCACCAGGGGAUCCCUGUCUGCUUCUCGGGCGUUGCAUCAUCAGCUGUUAGACAAUGUAUUGCACCUUCCUCUUCAGCAUUUUGAAACUAAUCCAGUUGGUCAGAUAAUCACUAGAUUCACAAAG
This is a messenger RNA of Balearica regulorum gibbericeps (East African grey crowned-crane), 2401 nucleotides long. The record is from RefSeq and is a predicted model, not a curated record. Lineage: Eukaryota; Metazoa; Chordata; Aves; Gruiformes; Gruidae.